CACAUGUCCACUCCUAUAAAGACAUCUAGUCUUCGUCCCAUUUGACCGUAAUAUCGUGAAAUAAGAACAAUCUCGAAAUAGAUAGCAACCCGUUACCUCGUUACCUCAGCCUCAACUAAAGUAAAGCAAAGAAAGCAAAGUAAAGCAAAGCAAAGAUGGUUUCCCUACACCCCCUCCUCGACAACGGCAUCACCAAAGGCGACCCCAGCUUCUCCGGCGGCACUCUCUACUGCAAAUGCGCCACCGACCCCGUCGCCGUGACCCUAAGCUCCAACAUCGCCCACAACCACGCCUGCGGCUGCUCCAAGUGCUGGAAGCCCGCAGGCGCGCUCUUCAGCAUCGUCGGCGUCGUGCCGCGGGACAACCUAUCGGUCACGGCCAACGAGUCGAAGCUCAGCAUCGUGGACCCCAAGGCCGCGAUCCAGCGCCACGCCUGCACCAGCUGCGGCACCCACCUGUACGGCCGCAUCGAGAUCGACCACGCCUUCAAGGGCCUCGAUUUCGUCCACGCCGAGCUCAGCCCCCAAAAGGGCUGGCAAGAGCCCCAGUUCGCCGCUUUCGUGUCCAGUAUCAUCGAGCAGGGCUUCGACCCGGCGAAGAUAGGCGAGGUUAGGGAGAAGCUGCACCAGGUUGGGCUCGAGACGUAUGAUUGCCUUUCGCCGGUGCUGAUGGACCUUAUUGCUACGUAUACUGCUAAGAAGACCGGUGCCCUUAAAUGAACAUUGAAAACUU
Messenger RNA from Daldinia loculata, 732 nucleotides. Its product is annotated as glutathione-dependent formaldehyde-activating enzyme. Gene Ontology annotation, biological process: formaldehyde catabolic process. The coding region runs from base 156 to 719 and encodes 187 amino acids. The transcript has a single exon. The record is from RefSeq and is a predicted model, not a curated record. Gene Ontology annotation, molecular function: zinc ion binding; S-(hydroxymethyl)glutathione synthase activity. NCBI's taxonomy places the organism in Eukaryota, Fungi, Ascomycota, Sordariomycetes, Xylariales, Hypoxylaceae.